Molecule: messenger RNA, 1530 nt
Organism: Vespula vulgaris
Lineage: Eukaryota; Metazoa; Arthropoda; Insecta; Hymenoptera; Vespidae
Product: charged multivesicular body protein 7
Exons: 4
Coding region: 1-1383 (460 amino acids)
Biological process (GO): vesicle budding from membrane; late endosome to vacuole transport via multivesicular body sorting pathway
Cellular component (GO): multivesicular body; ESCRT III complex
Source: RefSeq, a predicted model, not a curated record
AUGACAAUAAUAAUAAAAAUAAGAAGAACCAAAGGAAACAUGCUGCAAAAAAGUGAAUUAAAUGCAAAUUUACCAUUACCUCCUGAAAAAAUGCCAGAUUGUUGGAAUCAGGAUAACAGAAUGAAUGCACUGUUUUCUCCAUUUCGAAGUAAAUCUGCUAAUCAACAAGAUUGGAUUUCAAAAUACAAAUUUUGGAAUAAUCUUAUAUAUAAAUGGUUAAGGCAUACAGAGCGAUGUAGUUUUUCUAUUUUCGAUUUGAAUGAAAUUUUUAAACGUAAAGGAUGUAGCCCUCUUUGUUUGACAACAGUUACAGAAGAAAUGUUAAGGAAUAGAGAAAUAGUAUCGGAAGAAGAAUUUUUAAAAGAACCAAGUAAUUCUUGGACUAUCUGGUCUUUGGAUAUAUUUAUUAAAAAGCCUCUUACGUGGUCUUAUUACAAAAUGAAAGAUUACGUAAUAGGACAAAAUAUAGAUAUAAAUACCAGAUACGUACAUCUAAAAACAGUAAAAGAAAUAGCCGAACUAAUACUUUCUAAUAUACUUAAUGAAAACGAAAAUAUUCUUAUUUCUACAACUGAAAUACUUGAAAAAUGUAAAAAAGAAGAAAGCCAUUCUGAUGUCAGUGAAAAUACUUUGAAGCUAGCAUUGAUUUGGCUUAAACACCAUAAAAAAGCAGUUAUGAAAAAAAGCUCCAUCAAUGAUGAAUUAUUAGUUAAAUUUUCUACACAAACAAUACACGAAAUUUCAGAACUAGAAGAGACUUUAUACAAACUAUUAAAUCAAGAAAAUAAAUUUGAAAAAGAAAUUGAAUUAUUGGAGAAAGAAAAAAUUGUUAUUAUGGAUAAAGUUAAAACGUGUUUGGCAAAAGGAUUAAGACAGGUAGCAAAAACUCAUUUAAGAAAAAAAAAUGAAAUAGAAAAAACAAUUGAAAAACGUGCGCAGAUACUUGGAAAUUUGCGUACUCUUAUAUUAAGCAUUCAGGAUACUCAUUCUAGCAGUAAUGUGAUCGAUGCUUUUAAACUUGGUUCUAAUAUAUUAUUCCAAUUCGAAGAGAAGGGAUUAACAGAAUACAAAGUCAGAAAUGUUAUAGAUGAUGUAAAUGAGGCUUUAGAAAAUCAUAAAGAUGUACAAUCUACAUUAUCAGAAAUAUUACCAAGUGCUGAUUUUGAAUCAGAUUCAGAUUUAGAAAAAGAACUUUCAGAAUUAAUAAAUGGUGAUGAUGUGCAUGAGUCAACAACUAGUAUAAAUAAUAAAGAAGAAUUAAAUGAUAUUGAACAACAAUUAAGAAACUUAGAUGUAACUGGUUUACCUUCACCUCAGAAAUCUUUAAAAACAUCUACUCCUAUACAAAAGAAAAAAGUAUUGAUACAAGCUGAAAACAUGUGAAAUAAUAUUUGAUAUGUUAUCUUAUUUUUCAAAAGAGUGUUCAUUUUAUACUUUUAAUGUGAUUUUAAAUGUGAUUUUACUUAAUGACUACUGUUAUAAUAUUAAGCUUUGAAAUAUAAUAAAAAAAAUAAAAAAAUAAAAAUAUAA